AUGAUGCGAUCGGAGCCAAAGCUACCGACAGUUGAUCGUAUUGUCACAAGUAUACCUCCUCCUCCGAGCAAAUUAAUGCCUUCAAGUACAGUUUUCGAUUCUAAAGGACGUCCUCAACUGGAUGUUAUUGGACCGCAUUUAAUAGCAGAAGGUCGAUUAACAGAAGAAGCAAUUUUGCGGAUUAUCAGUGAUACAUCAGCUAUACUAAAAUCAGAAAAAACUAUGCUUGAUUUAGAAGCUCCAAUAACAAUUUGUGGAGAUAUACAUGGUCAAUUCUACGAUUUAAUGAAAUUAUUCGAAGUUGGCGGUCCACCUGAAACAACCCGAUAUCUAUUUCUUGGCGAUUAUGUUGAUCGAGGUUAUUUUAGUUUAGAGUGUGUUAUCUACUUAUUCAGUUUAAAGAUUCUACAUCCUCGUAGUCUAUUUCUUCUACGUGGUAAUCAUGAAUGUCGUCAUUUAACACAGUAUUUCACAUUUAGACAAGAAUGUAUCAUGAAGAGUACAGAACGUGUUUAUGAAGCUUGUAUGGAAGCAUUCGACUGUUUGCCUUUAGCUGCAUUAAUUAAUCAACAGUUUUUAUGUGUACAUGGUGGCCUAUCUCCUGAAUUGCAUACACUGAAUGAUAUUCGAAAGUUGGAUAGAUUUAAAGAACCUCCAGCAUUCGGUGCAAUGUGUGAUUUAUUAUGGGCUGAUCCAUGUGAAGAUUUUGGUCAAGAAAGAAAUUCAGAACAUUUUAGUCAUAAUACUGUUCGUGGAUGUUCAUAUUUUUACAGUUUUAAUGCAUGCUGUCAUUUCUUACAAGCUAAUAAUUUACUAUCGAUUAUACGUGCUCAUGAAGCUCAAGAUGCCGGUUAUCGUAUGUACAGAAAGAGCAGACAAACUGGCUUUCCUGCACUGAUCACAAUUUUCUCAGCACCAAACUAUUUAGAUGUGUACAAUAAUAAAGCUGCUAUAUUAAAGUAUGAAAAUAAUGUAAUGAAUAUUCGACAGUUCAAUUGUUCACCGCAUCCAUACUGGUUGCCUAAUUUUAUGGAUGUAUUCACUUGGUCGUUACCAUUUGUUGGUGAAAAAGUUACUGAAAUGUUGGUCAAUGUACUCAAUAUCUGUUCAGAUGACGAACUGUUAUCUGAUACACCAGAAGAUGAAUCACAAAUCACUGCACGAAAAGACGUGAUACGGAAUAAGAUUCGAGCUAUUGGCAAAAUGGCACGUGUGUUUACUGUAUUGAGAGCAAAUGCCACUGGCGCUACUGUCAAGGAUGUAAGAGGUAAUGAAUACCUUGCUAGCCAAUCAUGUAAAGGAAAACAGUUUAAAGAAACAUGUUCUUUAUCGGCAUCUAGUACGGCAAACUUUCCUGUGGAUAAGAAUGGUUGGACAGUUUGCUGA
Molecule: messenger RNA, 1386 nt
Organism: Trichobilharzia regenti
Lineage: Eukaryota; Metazoa; Platyhelminthes; Trematoda; Strigeidida; Schistosomatidae
Source: the annotation of a GenBank genome assembly